Messenger RNA from Schistocerca cancellata (South American locust), 1014 nucleotides. RefSeq lists its product as uncharacterized. Gene Ontology annotation, biological process: reciprocal meiotic recombination. The coding region runs from base 1 to 1014 and encodes 337 amino acids. The transcript has 6 exons. Gene Ontology annotation, cellular component: site of double-strand break. NCBI's taxonomy places the organism in Eukaryota, Metazoa, Arthropoda, Insecta, Orthoptera, Acrididae. The record is from RefSeq and is a predicted model, not a curated record.
AUGGAAGACAAUGAUGCUCAUUAUGAACUGUCGGAAUUUUGUGGGUUAUCGGAAACAUGGAGUCCCGAGAACUUAGCUUCUAUGCUAAAGGCUUUUUGGCGGAACCUCGAGAUGAAAAAUACAGAAGAUUUUGAAAAGAGAAGGGAAGAUAAAAUACCCUUUAUGAUUCUCAGCCGAGAAGUGAUUGACAUGGUAUUUUGUAUUGGCAGGCGACUUAAUCAAACAACAGAAGCCCAAUUUAUAACCAUAGAGAUCUUGGAUAGAUUUAUUAUCAGUGAAAUAAUGGCCGUCUGGAACUGGUCAAGAAGCACAGACAGUGCCAAAUGGGAGCGAGCACUGUCGCUGGUCAAAAAGCAAUUCAUGCUGCGCUUGCUGUGCUGCGUGGGCAUCGCCUCGAAGAUUGAAGGCAGUCCUGGCAGGGUCCUGAAACCCAAGGUUCUCGCUCGAUACUUGUCCACGAAUGACAGGGCAAUCACAAUACGUGCUGUCUGUCUGUCUGAAUUUCACAUCCUUAGACUCAUAGACUAUAAGCCUCCGCUGACAUCGAGCCUGACGUACGUGAAUGCCCUGUGUUGCCUCCUGUCCAGUCUCCGCCCCGUGCCGACGGCACUCGCGACGCCACGUGUCAUGACUCGGCUGUGGGAAGUGAGUGGCAGGAUUCUGCGUCUGGUAACUGCCAACCACCAUGAGGUGUACGACAGCCUCGCAGAAUUUGCCCGCAGGAACUCCGGGUCUAACGUCAGUGACGAGGACUUGGUGGCGGCCCGCUGCGACCGCAUCCUACUGUCGGUGGCCACGGUCACCCUCUCGGCACUGCUCGUGACUGCUGCCGACGCCGACAGACUGCUGCUCAGUGGGGAGGUGUCACCCGGGAGCACCGCACUGGACACGGUGCUGGAGGUGUCCGCAGUGACGGGGAUCGCACACCAGGACGUGGAAGCGGCGGUGGCGGUACUGGCGCACACCACGGGGCUGCUCGGUGCCCUCCUGAGGCGGGUAAUCUCUAGUAUCUAA